AUGGAGGGUGAGCUCUCAGCUUGUGGCUCGGCAGCAAGUCCGGCGACUCACGCUUCAUCAAUACCAAUCACAGGAGUUGUUAAAAGAGGUAGUCGAUCUGAUAUCUGCUAUUCCUUCGCACCACAGCUGACAUGCCAUGAGGCCGGCGCUCUCGUGCCUCGCGGCCUUGUCGCGCGCACCGCCGAGGAAGCUCGAGCAGCCGUGGAGGAACUCGGAAACAAUAGUCUGCUUAGUGCGCAGCUUCUUAAGCGAAAAGAAGCCGCCGAUUUAGUAGCUCGCAGCCCUCAGCAGGCAGCCCAGCUCGCCGCUGAUCUUCUUCGGUCGUCCAACGACGGCAGCAUCGUCGCCAAAGAGCUGUACAUCUCACAGCCGGCCUCUCACGAUGAAGUCUGGUACCUAGCCAUGACCAUAGACCGCGAGGCCUGCCAGCCCGCCAUCGUCAUCUCCCCGCACGGCGGCCAGGACAUCCGCUCCAUCGCCGCGCAGCACCCGGGCAGCAUCCGCACCUACCCCUUCUCCCUCGACGAGGGUAUCCGCGCGCCGCUCGUCUCACGUAUCGCCUCCGACCUCGGGCUGUCCGACUCCCCCGCCGAGGCCGCCAGCCUCGGCCGCACGCUGACGGCGCUGCACCGCAUCUUCCGCGACCGAGAGGGCCUGCUGUUGGAAGUGCGCUCUCUGGCCCGCGGCAGCGACGGGUUCACCUGCGCGGACUCGCAGUUCGUCUUCGACGACGACGCGCACGGGCGGCAGGCGGCGUUGUUCGCGCUGCGCGACCGCGCGCAGGAGGUCCGCGACGAGGUCGAGGCGGAGCGGCACGGGCUCGUGUACGUGCGCAUGGAGGGCGACGUCGGCAACGUGGUCAACGGCGCGGGGCUGGCGAUGGCGACCAACGACGCCAUCGGCCUGGCCGGCGGCCGGAGCGCAAACUUUCUCGACGCCGGCGGCCAGGCGACGACGCAGACGAUGAUGCAGGCGUUUGGCAUCGUCCUGCGCGACGAGCGCGUCAAGUCUAUUCUUGUCAACAUUUACGGCGGCAUCACGAGAUGCGACAUGAUUGCCGAGUCCAUCAUUGGCGCCGCCAAGGAGAUGAACAUCCACGUCCCGAUGGUGGUGCGUCUGCAGGGCACAAACUCGGAGGCGGGAUUGAAGCUUCUCGCGGAUGCGAAUCUAGGACUGCACGUAGAAUCCGACUUUGGAAAGGCGGCCGCCAAGGCAGUAGAGCUUGCCAAAGCAUAA
Messenger RNA from Cordyceps fumosorosea ARSEF 2679, 1236 nucleotides. RefSeq names its product succinyl-CoA synthetase beta chain. Gene Ontology annotation, cellular component: succinate-CoA ligase complex; mitochondrion. Gene Ontology annotation, molecular function: succinate-CoA ligase (ADP-forming) activity; ATP binding. The record is from RefSeq and is a predicted model, not a curated record. Gene Ontology annotation, biological process: succinyl-CoA metabolic process; tricarboxylic acid cycle. The transcript is spliced from 5 exons. Lineage: Eukaryota; Fungi; Ascomycota; Sordariomycetes; Hypocreales; Cordycipitaceae. Bases 1 to 1236 code for a protein of 411 amino acids.